Molecule: messenger RNA, 1212 nt
Organism: Zasmidium cellare ATCC 36951
Lineage: Eukaryota; Fungi; Ascomycota; Dothideomycetes; Mycosphaerellales; Mycosphaerellaceae
Exons: 2
Coding region: 1-1212 (403 amino acids)
Biological process (GO): biosynthetic process
Molecular function (GO): pyridoxal phosphate binding; catalytic activity
Source: RefSeq, a predicted model, not a curated record
AUGGCUCCGAUUCCACCCUUUGCCGUUGAGCAGUGGAUGGACGAAUACGAAACAAAAUGCAAAUACCAAAUGGCGGAAACAUGCUGUGCAUCGAUAUCGAUCAACGAACUAGUCGAACUAUCCGACAACAAACAGAUCAAACCCAGCGACCUCAUCGACCUAUCCUCUGCACAAGGCUACGGGACCACCAGGGGAAGCAAUGAGCUCCGAAACAACCUCAGCGCCCUCUACUCCAGCAAAGUCGGAACGCCCCUAUCCCCAGACAACGUCCUCAUAACGCCCGGAGCCAUCGCCGCCAACCACCUCGUCCUCUACUCCCUCACAGGCCCCGGCGACCAUGUCAUCUGCCACUACCCAACCUACCAACAACUCUACUCCAUCCCCGCCACCCUCGGAGCCGAAGUCGACCUGUGGAAAUCCAACCCAGCAAACAACUGGCUCCCGGACUUCGAAAGCCUCAAAUCCCUCAUAAAAGAAAACACCAAACUCAUCAUCUUGAACAAUCCACAAAACCCCACCGGCGCCAUCCUCCCCAGAUCCCUCCUCCAGAAGAUCAUCGACCUCGCCGAAUCCAAGCAAAUCACCAUCCUCUCCGACGAAGUCUACCGGCCCUUAUUCCACGGCAUCACGCCCAUGGACAAGGACUUCCCGCCUUCGAUCCUCUCCAUGGGCUACAAGAACACCAUCGUUACAGGUAGUCUCUCGAAAGCGUACAGCCUAGCCGGCCUCCGCGUCGGCUGGAUUGCGAGUCGAAGCCCAGAGAUUAUCGAGGAGUGCGCCAAGACGAGAGAUUACACGACCAUUUCCGUCUCGCAGCUCGAUCAGUCCGUGGCUGCGUUUGCACUGUCUCAAGACACGAUCCACUCGCUGCUGAGUCGGAAUAUCCAACUUGCGAAGGCGAAUCUGGAGCUUUUGGAGCGGUGGAUCAUCAAGCAUGAUGAGUACUGCUCGUGGACGAAGCCGGUGGCUGGCACGACGGCGUUCAUCAAGUUUGAGCGGGAUGGGAAGCCGAUCGAUGCGGCGGCAUUGUGCAAGGACCUGCAGGAGAAGACUGGCGUGAUGAUAUUGCCGGGUGACGUCGGGUUCGGUGAAGAGUUCAAGGGGUACGUGAGGGUGGGCUACGUGAACAAGACGGAGAUCGUGAAGGAAUCAUUGGAGGAGAUGAGGAAAUACAUGAGGAAAGGGUAUGAUGAUUUGCCGCUCAGUGCAUGA